Molecule: messenger RNA, 1741 nt
Organism: Perkinsus marinus ATCC 50983
Lineage: Eukaryota; Perkinsozoa; Perkinsida; Perkinsidae
Exons: 9
Coding region: 17-1219 (400 amino acids)
Biological process (GO): protein phosphorylation
Molecular function (GO): ATP binding; protein kinase activity
Source: RefSeq, a predicted model, not a curated record
CUCUCGAGUAUCGACGAUGUCUGGGGAGGAUGGAAUCCCAUUGCGACGCACCAGUAGCAGAUUUGGUAGACCUAGUGGUGGUGGAGGAGGCGGCUCUCCCUCGAAUACGUCGUCAUCGUCCUCUGGCUCUAAUAAUCCAUUCCUUCGAGCUGAGUCGGAGUUGAGGGACAUCCCUGUGGGCAUGCUCAACAAUGGAUAUUAUGAGAGGUUCUUCAAGGAAUCGCCACAACGGCUCGGCUCGGGGUCAUUCGGAACAGUGUAUCACUGCGAGCACGUCAUAGACGGGGUGAUGCUCGGCGACUAUGCCGUUAAGAAGGUCCCAGUAGGGGACAAUAGGAUCUGGCUCAGGAAGAUGGUUCGAGAGGUGAAGACUCUUGAGAGGAUUGCGGCUCAUCCCAAUAUAGUGUCGUAUAAGCACAGCUGGUUGGAACUCCAUCGUUCUAAUGAAUUCUGUCCCUACGUACCACACCUUUUCAUACUCAUGUCAUUCUGUGAUGGUGGCUCUCUGGCGGACAGAAUAUUCGGGUCGCCUGGAGGCCAACCCUUCCCCACAGUAGAGGCAAUACGACGAAGGCGUCGUAGUUUACUCAAGUUGGAAAGUGGCCAGAGUCAGCAGCGAGAAGAUGAUGUCUCCUCAGCAGCAGCAGCAGUACCGGGAGAGUACAGCGAUCCGCGGAGACUAUCGGAUGGACAAAUAUGGCAGUGGUUCGUCGACAUAGCUAGAGGCUUGCAGCACCUACAUCAUUUAGGAGUUCUUCAUCGUGAUAUAAAGCCCACGAAUAUCCUGCUUACAUCUGAUCCGGAUCGUAUGGCCCGUAUGGACGGUUCUCACUAUGUUCUGGGCAGCGGCCAGAAGGGACUAAGAGCGAUGGUCAGCGACUUUGGCACUGCUGAGCUCGCCGCUGGGGGGACGUCUGAGUCCCAUACUGGCUUUACUGGCACGGUGGAAUUCACAGCUCCAGAGGUGCUUCGUGCGGCGUUCCUGAAUCCUGAUAAAGUUGUCUACGAUGAGAGAUGCGAUAUGUGGUCAUUGGGAAUAGUGCUUUAUGCUAUGUGCUAUAACCAGGUAUUGGGAAAUGUAUGUUCGCUUUCCUCGGCUGAGUCUGGGAGGUUCAUCACGAAUAUACACAUUCGAGUAGAAUGCAGAAAAAUCGAUGAGAAUCUCCUCAAUUUCCCUCCAGAAUUUCCACAAAUGUCACCUACAGAUAUAGUUGUAUAGAUAUAGUAUAGCACGCCCUUAUCCCUACGUGGUAUGUUCCCAUUUAGCCGGGUUUGUAUCUGUAUCGCGGCCUGCCGAGGUCAGGUACCCAUGUAUGAUAGCGACCCUCAGAAGUGUGCAGCUAUAAUAAGGGAUUGUGUAAGUCUGGAUGCUCUCAGAGAAUCCUAACAUCGGGCUUUGGCAGUAGUCUUCAUCACUGCGUGGUUAAACUGACAGCCCUUCGUGCCUUAUGUCUAUCGCUGUUCUCUCAGCAUACGGCUCUAACAGGCCCACGGAACCACGCAUCUAGAGGAGACCUGCCGAUGAUGAUACAGGCCUUGACACAGCCCGACCCACGGCGUAGACCUAACUGUGACGAUGUACUUGGGCAACCUCUGGUGAAGGCCUUGGCUGAGCAAGUGGCCCAUCUAGCAUUUAACUGAGCUGCUUAGUAUUGUUAUUGUUCAUGCCGCGACUUGUGUUAAUUUCGCGAGCACUGACUAUAUGCAACGAUAGAGUUUCCGACGAUCAUUACAUUUGUCU